Messenger RNA from Triticum dicoccoides, 614 nucleotides. RefSeq lists its product as uncharacterized. The coding region runs from base 54 to 521 and encodes 155 amino acids. Lineage: Eukaryota; Viridiplantae; Streptophyta; Magnoliopsida; Poales; Poaceae. The transcript is spliced from 2 exons. The record is from RefSeq and is a predicted model, not a curated record.
CCGUUAAUCAUCGGAGCGCUCGGGCCGACCACCAUACGAGGGUCCUGUGGCGCAUGGCCAUGGGCGCCAGGAGCACCGCGGUGGGCGCGUCCUGUGGCGCGGCGACCCUGUCCCGGGGCGUGGUGAGCACCAGGAGCGGCGCGUCUGUCAACGUCGUGGUCGUGUCCAGUGGCGCGGUAACCACCACGGGCGCCAUGUCCAGUGGCGCGGCGACCAUAACGGCCAGCGAUGCAACGGCCGAAACGGCAGACGGCCUGCAUCCUGCGACGGAAACGAUGGAGGCCACCAACGCCAUGGUAACGACGAUGGUAGCGACGACCGUCCUCAUGGAUCAGGCGGAGGAAGAAGGAAACAAGGCCAGGCAUCUCACCGGCGGACGCUUAUAUAUCUCCUGGAGAGACACGACGAUCCAGAGGAGGCGUCGGUUCCAGAGAGAUGCGCCGGUUGCCGGGACACAGGCGUCCGCGCGAUGCAACUGCUUGGAUGUUGGGCAAGGGGAGAUUUCCCUUAUACAAAAUUAAUCUCAACAAAUCGCAUUAGCAUCUUGUUGUUUCACUCAUUUUUUUUGCAUUUUCAUGUUGGAGGCAAGUGAACAACAUCACUCUCAAAAGUGA